This is a messenger RNA of Anopheles moucheti, 2766 nucleotides long. RefSeq lists its product as uncharacterized. The coding region runs from base 1 to 2766 and encodes 921 amino acids. NCBI's taxonomy places the organism in Eukaryota, Metazoa, Arthropoda, Insecta, Diptera, Culicidae. The record is from RefSeq and is a predicted model, not a curated record. The transcript has a single exon.
AUGGCUUAUUUCAGUGUUUUGAGUGAAAUGGCGUUCGUAGUGGUGCUAGCAAUGGUGAGCACAGUGUUAGCAGGGCGUACCUUAUUUCUCGGUCGGGAACCACCACGUACGCUGCAAAUGAUCGGUUCCGCAAAUCCGCGGAUGCUGCACAAGAUCAGUACGGAUCUGCAGCCCGACACCUCCAAAGUGGUGCACAUUCAGGCGCCGUACUACAUCGAACGGCCGAAACCGCGCACCAAGAAGUUCCAGCCCUGGAUUCCGCGCGGCCAACGGUUCGUGUCCUCGUCGGGGGUCGGAUCGCUGCAGCAGCAUCUUUCCGCCGGUCCGGUUUCGUUCGGUACACCUUUCCCAGCGCGGGAAGCCCCCUUCCAAGCGAAACCCAUCCUGCCGAACGAGUUUCUCGCCAAUCCGGGACCGUACGACACGCCGUUCGUGCCGGUAAUGAAACCAAGCCCCGUGAACCCGCUUCACGUCGAACAUCCCGCCCCGGAGAUUAUGUUCGAACCGAUCAGUAUUCUCCCACUGGAAACACCCUCUUUCGCGACGAUACGCAACCACGUGAACUAUCUGAAGCAGAAGCAGAAUGCAUUCUUUGAAGGGCAGGGCCGCGAGUUCGGUUUGGGUGGUGCCACGGUGCCGGAUGAGCUGGAGUACUUCAGCGAACAUGACAAACGGAUUGGCGAAGGUGCUAUACACAACGGUGAUUCCGAUCGUACGGGUGGUGAACGGAACACACUUUCCGAGCAUGAUUUUGGACAGAACGAUCGCAAGUAUGAUCGACGUGGUAAGGCGAUGGCAUCGGCGAAGGGAGAGGAUCAUGAGGAAGAGGACGAACAGUCUGAAGAGGACGAUUUCUAUGACUCGGAGGGGAAACAGUAUCAGGAUGAUGAUUUCGAAGAUUCACGUGAUGAGACGGACCGAGCGGCUGCAUUCGAACCGAAGAAGGUGUACACGCAGGUUAGACAUCGCGACAUAGUACGACACGAGCCACGAUCAGGACGUGAGGAGAAUGUGGAAGAGAAUGAGGAUGAAGAGGACGAGGAAGAGAGUGAAGAUCAUGAUCAAGAUGGAAAAGGAAAUGGCAAAGAAAAAUCACACAACCAAGAGGAUGACGACGAAGAAGACGAUGAGGAUGCGGAAGGUGAUCACCAAGAGCGCCACCACCGGCGACUCCCGAUACGUGAGCGUGUUAACCUGGAGCGUAAGAACAUCGUCUACACGGAGAAAGGACGCCAAGCGCACAACUUUGAUCAUGGUUCGGAAGAAUCGUUCGGCGAAUUCGAACAGAAGGAGGAACCGAAAUCGAAGCGUCGGAACAGAAUAAAACGAUCGGCUGAGGACAUGCCAGAACCAGCCAUUUCCAAUAGGACGCUUUCCGAUCAGAUUGUGGACGUGCUAGCAAUGGUGAUCUUGGGCAACGAAACUCUACCCCUCCCGGAAGCGUUAACCGAUCCACGUGAACUGCAUGGUGAAGAACUGAUCAAGUUCCUAGACGAAGCGAUCCAAAACACCACACAGUACCUACCCGAAGGACGGCUGAAGGAACGCGAAGUUAUAAGCAUCGUGUCCCCACCGAGCAAUGUGGUGAAGUUCCCAUACUACAACCGUCCGGCGAGUGAUAUCGACGUUGAUUCAGCGUUACGAUACGCGGAAAAUCUGACGAGCUUCAGCACUGGACUGUACGAUGCCAAAACGGCGGAUGGUGUGGAGUGUAACGAGGUGGACGUUGAGCUGGAGGAUGAACCGGAACCCAUCCCGGAAGAUACGUCCGGCGAAGGUUUCAAACCGAUUCGACGGCUCAAGGGUUUGGGCGAUAAGAUAGAUUGCUUGAAGCGAAAACACUUCGGCAGCGAACCGCUCGAUAAUCCACUGUUUCGGGAAGAGUUUGUUGGGGUAGUGCCGCGGAAGAUGUACGUUGGUAAGGGCACAACGCCGGCCGUCCCUGCGCAACAGAGCCAGCAGCCACAGCCCAAUCCAGCUGUGGCGGUUUACAACGACGUAAUACGCCACAUCAAGAAGCAUCUCGCUAGUCAGCAACGUCGCAAAAAUUCCAAAGCGGACACGGAGCAAGACACGGUGAUGAUCGCGGUACCGCGCAUACUGCGCUUAGAUCACGAAGAUCCCGAACUGACCGGAACGCAUCUGAAGCGUGAGGCCCGCUUAGCGUUCCCGCAGGCGAACCCACUGCCCGUUUCCAACCACAUCAGUGUGCCGAUCUUCGACAUCAGUAAGUUCGUGCCAAGGUUUAUGAUGCGCCCGAAUAAGGAUCUCUUUGCGGAGCAGGACCUGCCCGUGACGACGGUGAGGACACCGCGGGUAAGCAGCCCCAAGGUGCGUCUGCAGACGUUGGUUAGAACGGCGGAACAGCUGGCAGAAGGUGCGGUCGCCGUUGAGGAAGGCGUGGAGCAGAUACUGACCACGGAGCGAAACCCGGUGCGGGACGAUAUAGCGGAUGCGUUCGAUGAUGUACUAGCCAAACCGAAUCAACUGCCCGCACCGUUGCAACCCAUAAAACAGUACAGCGUCGUUGAGAAGGACACCAAGGACAGUGGACCCGAGGCGACAUUCAACAAGUCGGGACCGCCGUACGCGGCACUUGCACUAGAACCACCGGUGGCGCAAAGUAUUCUAAAGCAGCGUAUUGCCCCGCUGGAGCGUAAUCAUCUCGAUCUGGCAAAGGCGAAACGAUUUCCAACGAAGAAGAUACCGCGAAAGACUAGAAGACCCUCAGUCACACGAAAGAAGGUGCUCGUGUUCUAUCACUGA